Penaeus chinensis is the source of this 3298-nucleotide messenger RNA. RefSeq names its product UNC93-like protein. Gene Ontology annotation, biological process: regulation of muscle contraction; regulation of potassium ion transport. The transcript has 8 exons. The record is from RefSeq and is a predicted model, not a curated record. The coding region runs from base 41 to 1558 and encodes 505 amino acids. Gene Ontology annotation, molecular function: potassium channel regulator activity. NCBI's taxonomy places the organism in Eukaryota, Metazoa, Arthropoda, Malacostraca, Decapoda, Penaeidae. Gene Ontology annotation, cellular component: striated muscle dense body; plasma membrane.
CCAUCAUUAUUUUUUUCUCCCUCACAGAAGCGGGUCCGCCAUGGCUAAGCAGGAAACAACUGCGGGGCACACAAACCCUGCCUUUGUUAAUGAUGAGGGGUCUCCAGGCGUAAACAAAGCGGCAGAGGCAGGCGAAGCGGCAGCAGUGAUAAAGAAAAAGGAAUUAACAAAGGAAGAGAAACAGGAAAAGUUCCAGAUGCUGAAGAACGUGUUCAUUAUCUCGAUCGCGUUCAUGUUCUUGUUCACCAGUUUCAACUCUAUGGCGAAUCUGCAAUCGUCCAUUAAUAAAGUCGAAGGCACGACCGCCCUGUCCACCCUCUACGCCGCCCUCGUCAUCUCCUGCGCCUUCGUCCCCACGUGGAUGAUCAAGAAAUUCAAAGCCAAGUGGACCCUCGCCGUUUCCAUGCUGGGUUAUUCGACCUACAUCGCCGCCCAGUUCUACCCUCGCGCGUGGACUCUCGUGCCCACGUCGAUACUGCUGGGUCUCGGCGCCGCACCCAUGUGGUCGGCGAAGUGCACUUACCUCACGCAGGUCGGGACGAAAUACGCAGCCCUCGUGGGUGAAAAUGCGGAAGUCGUCAUCGUCAGGUUCUUCGGCAUCUUCUUCCUGUUCUUCCAGUCGACUCAGGUGUGGGGGAACCUCAUCUCCUCUACAGUCUUGUCCCAGGGAAAGGAAAUCGACGACACCCCUGACGAGGUAGCUCUCCUGUCCUGCGGCGUCAAUUUCUGCCCUGGUACUCAUGCUGAUAACAAUAACACCAACUUGGAAAAACCACCAGAGGCUCAGAUCUACACCAUGGCUUCCAUCUAUCUGGCAUGUGCACUGCUCUCCUCCGUUAUCAUUGCUGUCUUCGUCGAUCCGCUGACCAAGUACGGUGAAGACGACCGUGUGGGUUCCUCGACAGGCAAAAGCGGCCUAGAACUCCUGAUCGCUACCUUCAGCCACAUGCGCCACCCGUACCAAUUGCUGAUCAUUCCCCUCACCAUCUGGUCGGGCGUCGAACAGGCUUUCAUCGGCGCUGACUACACGGCCGCCUACGUCUCCUGCGGCCUGGGUGUCCACAUGGUCGGCUACGUCAUGAUCUGCUAUGGGGUUUGCGACGCUAUCUGCUCCGUGUCCUUCAGCCCGCUCGUGAAGAUGAUCGGUCGCGUCAGAGUCUUCAGCAUGGGCGCCAUCAUUAACUUCGCUAUUAUCAUCACUCUUCGCUACUGGAUGCCUCACCCUGAUGAUUUCCUGGUGUUCUUCGCCAUGGCAGCUUUGUGGGGCGUGUCCGAUGCCGUGUGGCAGACGCAGAUCAAUGCUCUCUACGGCGUGAUCUUCCCCGGCGAGUCCGAGGCCGCCUUCAGCAACUACCGCCUGUGGGAGAGCUUGGGCUUCAUCAUCGCCUACGCCUGCAGCACCCUCAUUUGCAUAGAGGCCAAGAUAACGAUCCUCCUCGUCUUUAUCUCGCUCGGCGCCGUCGGGUACUAUAUCAUCGAGGCGAUCGAGUGGCGCGGGGGACUUCGCAGGGAUGCCGAGGGAAAAGUCGUGCCGAUUGAUAAGCUGUUUGUGGAGUGAGGUCGUUCGGGACGCUGCGCAGAGGCUGGUGAGAGAGGAGUCGUUCGGUUCUGGUUAGUGUUGGUCGUUUGGGAGUUGAAGCUUGGAGGUCGUUGAAAAGGGUUGGUGAUGAGGUCGUCCUGUGGUGUGGAAUUCAGAGAGGUCGUUGUGUUUGUCGUUUGUCUGAAGGGGUAGGGGUCGUUUCAAGUGCGAUGGAAAGGGGAUGUGAUUGAUGUGAAGUUGAGAGGUCGUUUGGUUGUUCCAUUGUUUGUGGAGUGAAGAGAAGUUGUUUGUCUGCCGAGUGAAAUAAGAAGGGUCGUUUGCUAGUAUGAAGAGAAAUCAGAUAUUAAUAGUAAUGAUAUCAUUAAUGGUUAUUGGUAUUGAUAUUAAUUAUUAUUAAUAUUAAUUAUAUCAAUUAUUAUUGUUAAUAUUAAUAAUAUGUUGUUUUUGGAGUAAAGAGAAAAAAGUUGCUGACUUUGGAUUGGAAUGUUUAUAAAGUUUCAGUCAAUGUUUCGAUAGAGAUUUUAUUAAGGGAAAAUAAAUAUUUUUUUGAAGAUAAAUUGUUUGAGCCAGUUGAUGUAGAGAAAUAAGUUGAAUGACUGUGAGUGUGAGUUAUAAAGAUGCCCUUAGUCUAUUUCUGUAAAAUAUUCCUUUGUGUAUUGUAAAAUAGUGUUUUUUUAAUCCCUUUUCAUUGUGACUUCCUCCUCUGAGCUUUGUAGUAUGCUGUUCGAAGGUACACAGCAUUGCAGUUGAGAACUAGUCAAUAGAACAUUUCUUUUGAAUGACCUGUUAUCCGUUAUUUUAUUCGAAAGACAUAUAGUAUAUCUACAGUUCUUUUUUUUUUUUUUCCAAUAUUGAUAUUCUGAUGUACAGUCACGGUCAAAAACCAUUUGUCAAAUAUUAAGCAUUCCGACUCGAUGCUUCAUUGGCGACACAACUUUUGUCCGUUAGGGAAAUCUUAAUACUUUCUUUGUUACCCUUAGCAGUAGUUAUAUAAUGCUAUUCUUUAACAUGGAAAGAAUCUGUAGAUCUUUCUGUGUUAUCGAGACUACUUGGAUCGUAGUCAAAGAUAAAGCAGAAGGGAACUGUACAUUCCUGUCCAUUCCAAGUUAGUACUAUGCCCAAGUGUUAAGUUAUUUUUGCAGUCCAUUCCGACUUGGAGAUGAAAUUGAUAUCUACUUGAUUCAUUUUCAAAUGUUUAUUUUUUAGUACUUGUAAAUCAUUGCUCGGUGAUUUUUGUAGAGCAAUUUUAGGCAAAAUGUCUAGCUUCUUGCCGCAUGAAAAAAAGGAUGUGUAAAUAGAUAAAUAAAUGUGUAAAAUAGAAAUAGAAAUAUAUGAAUAAAAAUGAGGAGAGAUAGAUAGAUAAUGAAGAAAACGAAAAGAGAAACGUUUUUUCGACAAAAGCAAGACAUUUUUUAUGACAAAUUGUUCGCCAAAAUACGCUUUUUGGGUCUCUUGUAACCUGUUUGUAUGAAAUAUAUUGUAGAUAUGUAACUAAUGAUUUAGCCUAAAAAAAAUGAAGAGUCUCUGUAUUUUUACAUGUGAUAUAUAAUUCACUCAUGAUUUUUUUAUACACAACCUCCCUCGGUUAGCUAAUAGUUCUUUUCAAUUGUCUUUCAAUUUUGUGAUUUUAGCUUAGGCAAGCUAUAGUAUUUUUGUAGCUGUAUGUAAUCAUAUUUUAUACUGGGAAUGUGAUAGAGAAAACAUAAAUAUAUGCAACUGUUUUACAUAGUUUAUUGAUAAAUAAAGAUAAAAAAGUUU